Messenger RNA from Pseudo-nitzschia multistriata, 2094 nucleotides. NCBI's taxonomy places the organism in Eukaryota, Bacillariophyta, Bacillariophyceae, Bacillariales, Bacillariaceae. The record is from the annotation of a GenBank genome assembly.
CACAUCAACUAUCAAAUAUCAAAUAAUAUGAUUUCUUCGCUUGAGUGGGUUCCUGCAGGGGUCGCAGACCCAUCGCCAAAGAAAUACGAAUUCAGUCAAGCAGAACUCGAACUCAUUCACAUGAUGGAGAAGCACAAUGUGGAGGACACAAAGGAGAUCAAAGCUCACCAGGAAAUACGAACGGAGAAGGAGAAAUCCAAGAUAAUGGAAGAAAACACCCUCCCGGCCGAUCUCCGAAUGGACGAAUAUUCCAGCGAUGAGGGAGAGGACGAGGCGACGAGAGGAGCUGCUAUCGGACGAUUAUUGGUCGAAAACGACGAAAUAGAAGAACCGGAACCGAAAAAUGUAUCGCGCGAAUCAGAUGGUGUAUCAGAUGAUGAAUCAGAUGGUGAUAGUGAGGAUGAUGACCUGGACGACGUUCCAGAUACCAGGGAGUUUAUGCCCGUUGACUUGGACGGAUUAAAUUCGAUUGGGUUUUCUCAAGUAGGCACAAAUGCUCCAACGUAUAUGGAAGAUUUUGAAGAUGACGAUGAUAGUGAUGCAGAAGAUAUCCAGAUUCGUGGUUCUGAUGCUGUUAUUGUCGUGGCGAAAACCGAAGAGGUGAGUUUGUUGUGUCCUUUCAUGGAUCGCAUCAAUACGUAUCAAUUUAAGGUUACGAAGAGAUGCUAAGAUACUUCCUUCAUUUUAUGUAUAGGAGUUUGCAGCUUUGGAAGUUCAUGUAUAUGAGCAAUUAACAGGAAAUCUAUUCGUACACCACGACAUUCCUCUCCCUGCAUUUCCUUUAUGCCUGAGUCAUGGUGACAUCGGUCCCACUGGUUCGGCUGGAAAUUUUUGUGCUGUAGGAACUUUCGGGCCAGGAAUCGAGAUCUGGAACCUGGAUGUAAUGAAUGCCCUUGAGCCUUCGUGUGUCCUUGGAGGCGAGGAUACAUCCAUGGCCGACGACAUUAUGAGACUUAACAUGAUGGGUGCCUCUGAGAAGAAACACAGCAAUACACUUUCACCACAAGGUAGAUCCCUAAAACCUGGAAGUCAUACUGAUGCUGUAAUGGCAUUAUCAUGGAAUAAAGUUCACCGACAAGUAAUUGCUAGUGGAUCUGCAGAUUGCACGGUGAAAUUAUGGGAUGUUACACAGGCUCAGUCUGAUAAAGCCAACGCUGCAACUCUAAAACAUCACGAAGACAAGGUACAAUCCGUCUUGUGGCAUCCGAAGGAGGGGACACUCCUCGCCACUGGAUCGUAUGAUCGAACUGUGGGUCUGGUUGAUGCUAGGAGUACAGAGAAUGUGAAAACAGUAAAAAUACCAGGAGACUGCGAAUCUUUGGCAUGGGACCCUUUCAACCCUCAAUACUUAUCUGCUGCUAGUGAGGAUGGAACUGUUACGUGUUGGGACGUUCGCAAAUUCUCAACCAAAACUCCCCUCUGGUCCAUUGUGGCAAGCGAAUUCGGAGGAGUCAGUGAUCUGGCAUACAAUACGUGAGUUUUCAAAAAUAUGAAAGCAACAUGGUUGUGUUUCUGACUUUACAUCUUACCUCACUCCUUCUUUUCGAAAAUGUCAGCCAUGUUCCUGGUAUGAUGGCAACUUCUUCUGUCGAUAAAACUGUAACAAUUUGGGAUACUGCUACUCAAUCUCCAACAGCGAAAAUGAACAAAGAUAUGAAAGUUGGGAAGCUAUUCACUUUGAAAUUUUAUCCCUCUUUACCAUGGCUUAUGGGUUGUGCAGGAGGUUCGAAAGAAAUGGCGAUAUGGGAUAUGUCACAAGAUGAUACGAUUCAAAAAUGCUUUGGUGACCGGAUAGACCAUUCCUCUCUUGUGCAAACGGAUGAACGUGACAGAAAGCCACAAAAUGAAAUAAGUUUUGAUUCAUUGAUGAACUCGACAUCAGUUGAAAAAACUAAUGGCAAGAGUAAAGGAAAAUCAUCAAUUUCGAACAAAAAGAAGAAAAAGAAAAAGGCACACCGAGCCGGCCGAUGAUUACUGCUUAAAAAAAACAGAUGAAAUGAUAGUCAACGAAUUUUUCAGAGAUGACAAUUUUCAGUACAUGUGGAACAACCAAAUGUAGGUGGCUAAUUGGAUGAAUAGACCAAAAUGCGAGUU